AUGAAUCCUCCCGUGAUGCCAGGCUCAUCCCUGGAACGGUCGACCAUGCCACGCCACAAUGAGGGUAACGAUCAAGAAGAGAUGCGGGAAAGUUCAACUGAAGACGUCUCACAGCGGGGAAUUGAGACAGUUGCCGUCCAUGACGAACGGUCGUCUGGCAAUGUGGGCAACGUGACAACAGUCGUGGAGGCAAUGCCUUCACCUCCUAUGAGAAGUGCUUUGUUUGAUCAGUCUUCGCUGAUAUAUGAUUCACCCCGACGAGUACUGGUUCCCAGUGGCUCACUGCAUCCCAUAUUCGACACUCAACUGGAGGGGCUGUUUGAAUUUCAUACUACUCAUACCGCAGUGAUAGCCCGGAGACCAGAACAAUCUCCUCGACUCAGUGUAUCGUCUCUGAACUCGUCACGAAGUCCCCAGCUUUUGGAAAAACUGGAAAAUGAUCCCAAAAAUGACGGUGAUUCUCUUGUGCGUCCUCUUACUCUGUACCGUGAGCCAGAAAGACAUACACCCACUGUUCGUGAAACUUCAGGAGAACCGCUGUCAGUGCUACCUGAGAGGGUUGAUUUCCCGGAACCUCAGGUACACCUUCCAGAAGAGCCAUCAGUGCCAAUGCGACUGAUUGAAAACACAACUGGUAAUUCGUCCGAUACCCCUUUACCACCACCAGAUAGGCGGAUUGUGGACCGGGAUCCCCAAAGAUUGCUGGCCCUGCUGAAACGUUUGCUGAAGGGAACCAUGGCUGAAACACCACUUUUGGUUGCAGCGGAGAGGUCUCCUCAAAUUACACAUAACGGGUCCCCACCUAAAGACAGCCGGCUCGCCCUCCUCAAUACAGAGAGCGGCUAUAUCCUGCCUUAUCUGCUGGAGCUGCUCGGAUCAUCCAAUUAUGGCACAGCCGAGAUUUUGACUCAAGUAAGAACGCCUCCAAAUAACCCUGCUACGCAAGGAUCUAAAAGAGUGGCUAUAAACCCUUUCGAUGUCUUGUAUGAGUCAACCCUGAAUCUCAAUGGCAAUUACCGUAACAGUACCACAUCGGCGGAAACUCAAUACCGUCGUGUUCAACUGGGGGUAGCACAAAAGACUGCGCAUAGAAGAGUUAUACUGGAGCUGGCUCCAGUGAUCACCAUUAUUGAUCCAUCCCCACAGCGACAGGGACUGGUGAUAUCGAGACUGGCGACAUUACGCAACCGUAAUCUGAUAAAGAAGCGUAAUAAAAUGAUCAAAAAGAAUGAUUUGAAAAAAGCUGAUGAAUUCAAUGGAAAGUCAAAGCCUACUAGUUGGCGAAUCCGUAUACGUCGGUAUUUGUUUCCGAUCCGUCGACAGAGCCUGUUAAAGUACCGUGCCAUCAGAAAUCAAAAGCCUGAUUAUAACACAGACGUUGAACUUGCUCGAGCGUUGUCUCGCACCAAUGCAGCUAACGUGAUCAAAUACCUAUUACCAAAUGAAGCAGACUUCUACCGAUACCACCAACUCUUCCGGGCGAACCCUUUACGCCAGUGUUCCAGGUACAAGGUGGUCACGGGUAAGCUGGGAUAUUACGAGAUAGCACCGAAACCAGCGAUGCAAAUUCUGGCGCCACUUAAAGACUCCUUUCGAAAAAAUGGCGAACCCAUCACGGUGUCAAACAUUAACUUGUAUAAUACCGUGUAUCUGCGAUAUCGUCAGGAAGUCUUCAAUGGUAACUAUCAAACUGUACCGCAGUUUCAGCAGAUCUUUCCGAAUGAUUUGAGUCUUCUACUGACUAAUGAAGUGAAUCGGGCUAAUCGAACAAUUCUACUCGAGUUAUUGUUGAGACGAACGGUUGCCGCCAAAAUCGAAUAUAGACUCAAAAAGUUUGGGAUUCCACAGCGAUCUGCUCUGUCUUCACUGGGUGAUUCACUGCUUACAAAGCCCCAUGACCGAGUAGGCACUGACACGUUCAAAGUUUCCGACGCGGGACCUCCACCAUUGACCAAAGAUAAUGGAUCAGAUCUUAAUGAUGAUGAAGAUAUUGAACUGAUUAAUACUGACGUCAUUUUACAACACAAUGCUGAUUUGCUAUCAGAAUUGUUACCGCUGCCUCAACUUACUGAAGCUCUGAGUUUCGGUUUGGGCGUGUUAAAGAGUGGUCUGGGACCUAGUUUAUUGCGACCUACAGUGCCACUGCCACAUCUGUAUGCUUUGGCUUCUGCUGAAAAUUAUCAAAAUUUAACUGAACCGCAAAAACUUGCAAGUCGCGAGAGGCAAAAGGCAGGAUUUCUUGACGAUGCAGUAGCACGUCUGGGUUUGUAUCAGUUGCGGCCGGUUCCGCGGCUGGAAGCCACUCUGUCAUCACUGAGCCUGAAGUCUAUUCUGCAUGACCAAAAUCUGAUGCUCCGAUUCAUGUCACUGCUGAAUCUCAGCAACUCCUCGAAGAAGAAAUCGCUGGUGCUGACUGAACGAAGAACACUUGUUGACCUGGCGUCAAAAAAGACGCCACCCUUAUCUUUGGAGAUGCUGGAUUACGCCAAGCUGUUUGAAACGGGUGACGAAGCUGUUGUGGCUGUGAAGUCUAUAACUGAUCGCCCAAAGUCCCAUUCGCCUUUAUCCUCGCAUGCGUUGCACUCGCAUGAGUUGCACAUACUGUCGUCAGUGGAAUACCGAAAUCACUUGAUGACACAUGUCGUUGAGGAACCUCUGCGGGUGGAGAUCAGACUGAUGAAGGGACUGCUUAUGGAAGCUCUGAGCACAAGAUGGCUGGGACUGCAACAACUGGAGCUGCCUAAUAGAAAGCCACAAUUGGAUGUUAUCAACUCGAGCGAGUUGAUUCGAAGUUACGAGAUCUAA
Messenger RNA from Diutina rugosa, 2805 nucleotides. RefSeq lists its product as uncharacterized. Bases 1 to 2805 code for a protein of 934 amino acids. The transcript has a single exon. NCBI's taxonomy places the organism in Eukaryota, Fungi, Ascomycota, Pichiomycetes, Serinales, Debaryomycetaceae. The record is from RefSeq and is a predicted model, not a curated record.